Messenger RNA from Mesorhabditis belari, 1593 nucleotides. The record is from the annotation of a GenBank genome assembly. NCBI's taxonomy places the organism in Eukaryota, Metazoa, Nematoda, Chromadorea, Rhabditida, Rhabditidae.
AUGCUUCACGCCAGUGAACAAAGACUUGCACCAAUUGAUGUUGGACAAAAUGUUUUGAUGCCAAUUCCUUGUGUCGAUCGACCCAAGAUUGGACCACGAAAUUUGAUGGGAGUCGUCACAGCUGUAACUGAUGAUUUUUACUCGAUCGGGACACAAAAUGGGCAUCUUCGGCAAACAUUCACUAGGAAUCAACUGGCUCCAUGUGGAGCUGAAUUCUUCUCGAUCAAUUCAAUUCGGGACGGGGAGACAUCGUUGAGAACUGCUAUUAACACAACAGCACUCACGACAACUCAACAAGAAAAUUACACUUUAAAAGCAGGCUCUUGUCAUGCCGCUGAAAAGAUCGAGAACCGGAAAACUUAUGGAGGAAAUCUUUUAUGGGAGCCCUCAAUGCAGACAUUUCUCUUCUCGGCUACUUUUUACAGUGGCCUCAUCGCCGCUCCCCUCUCUGGCUAUGUGGCUGAUCGAUUUGGGGCAAAAACUUUACUAUUGGUUGCUUUGACCGAUUUCAUCCUGAUGACUUCUGUAGGCCCAUUGUUAGCAAAAAGCUCCUAUUGGGCUUUCUUCAUCUCGAGAAUUGUAAUGGGAUUUGGUGAGGGAGCCGUAUUUCCUUGUGUAAACUCAAUUGCUUCAAAAUGGUUCCCACCAAAUGAACGAUCAACUUUAGCUGCUAUUUACACAUCAGGGAUUCAACUUUCCACUGGGAUUUCUUCUAUUAUUUGUGCUUUUCUUUGUACAACCAUUUGGGGAUGGCCUUCAACUUUUUAUUCUUUUGCAAUUCUUGGCACUCUUUGCUUAAUCCUUUGCUACAUCUUUGCUAACAAUCAUCCAAAAAACAAUCGCUGGCUAGGUGAUGAAGAGAGGACUUAUCUUGAGAACUCUUUUGAAACAAAUGGAAAACAUGGGCAAUUUAAAAACGCUAAUGAAAUGCCGUGGAAAGAAAUUCUCUUCAGUCGAGAAGCCUCAGCCAUAUAUUUAGCGUCUUUUUCGUCAAAUUUCUCAUCAAUCAUCGCUUCUUCGUUUAUUCCAUUGUUUCUAAAAGAACAGUUGGGGUUGUCGAUCACGCAGAAUGGUUACUAUACCCCACUUGCUUUCGUCUCUCAACUCAUUUCAAAGAACAUUCUCGGUCCAGUCUCUGAUCACUUGAAAAGGAAAGGAAUCAUCUCAAAAACGAAAGCUGUUCGAAUAUUUCAAACUAUUAGUUGUUUUGGCUCAAGUUUAAUGAUGUUGUUGAUCUGUCUCGUGCCCACUUGUGAGACACCACAAUUGGCUAUUCCCAUACUGUUUACCUAUGGUUUUUGCUUUGCCUGCCUCGUUCCCGGCUAUUUCACAGCGAUGAUCUCAAUUGCUCCACCAUGCACGGGCACUAUUUCAGCGAUCGGAAACAUUUUUGGCAAUACUGGUUAUAUUCUUGGCCCAUUGAUACUGGCUUUCGUCAGCUAUAUGGAAUUUGAAAACAAAUGGCUGAUCGUUUUCGCAAUUCCCGCUUUGACUCAAUUCAUCUCUGGGAUUUACUUUAUGAAUUUUGGUUCAGCCGAUGUUCUUCAGUGUAUCCAGGUUCCAGAAAAGAUUCGAACAGAAAAUUAUAAACAA